AUGUCUCCAGAUCCCGUCGACCACCAUACCGCAUAUCCAUUCCAGCUGACAGAUGUCGAUCGGUCUAUCCUGGCCAUGACCGACGACCAAUUCAGUCCACAUACAUGGGAAGAACUCAAGCAGAUUAUUGCUGAGCACAAUCUCAGCACUCUCAGGAGACGGCCUUCGGACUUGAGACGGUAUAUAAAAUGGUCUCGCAAGACCAAAACAACAUAUGGGAGUGUUCCCAACUUUGUGAUGACAGAGAGGCUCAAAUGGACGCCUCUCCCGUCAACAGACCCUGACGCAGGACCGAAAUUCGCCGUGAAAAAUCCGCUGCCCUUUGCUGAUCCAGCCGAUUUCAAAAUCUUGCACAAUGACUGGCCCUAUGGAGUGACUCCUGGCAUCAAGCACCUCAUUGUCUGGCUGAAGACACGAUUGGAGUCGGAGCCAACAAGAGGUGAUAUGACUCCCAAAUCAAGACGGCAAGUCGAGGAUUUCAUACGGAGCAAAUUUGUAGAUCGAGUCAAAGACUUGCCCGGUGAGCAACCGAAGGUGAUGUGGUUCAAAAAUUGGACAGCCUUACAGUCUGUGCCCGGCAUGGAGCAUGUGCACGUUCUUGUCAGAGAUGUUCCGGACAGCAUCAUUCAGGAAUGGACCGACGGUGACCAACCUAUGAACGAUCAGGAUAAUUUCGUUCAAUAUCGACAUGGGAUUUGA
Messenger RNA from Rhinocladiella mackenziei CBS 650.93, 699 nucleotides. RefSeq lists its product as uncharacterized. Gene Ontology annotation, biological process: N-acetylglucosamine metabolic process. Gene Ontology annotation, cellular component: cytoplasm. The transcript is spliced from 2 exons. NCBI's taxonomy places the organism in Eukaryota, Fungi, Ascomycota, Eurotiomycetes, Chaetothyriales, Herpotrichiellaceae. Bases 1 to 699 code for a protein of 232 amino acids. The record is from RefSeq and is a predicted model, not a curated record.